Messenger RNA from Anopheles merus, 2190 nucleotides. RefSeq names its product palmitoyltransferase ZDHHC15. The record is from RefSeq and is a predicted model, not a curated record. Lineage: Eukaryota; Metazoa; Arthropoda; Insecta; Diptera; Culicidae. Gene Ontology annotation, cellular component: Golgi apparatus; endoplasmic reticulum. Gene Ontology annotation, biological process: synaptic vesicle maturation; protein targeting to membrane; peptidyl-L-cysteine S-palmitoylation. Gene Ontology annotation, molecular function: protein-cysteine S-palmitoyltransferase activity. The transcript has 6 exons. The coding region runs from base 271 to 1230 and encodes 319 amino acids.
UUGCAAAACAAAAAGAAGCUGACAUUCAGAUUUCCUAAUGUGAUGGGAAUUGCAGCUCGCAACUUUUUCCUUUUUUAUCGGUGCUAGUUAGUAGCGAAAAGGUGCAUAAUUUCGUUUUUCCAAUCGCCAACCGCGAGCACCACUCUUCGCGCCAGAUCGCAUUUUAAUUCGUGACAAUUGUGGCGGCCAAGGAAUUUGCCGCAAAGGGAUCGUCCUCACUGGUCCCACCAGUAGUAGAAGGUCGGAGGAGGUGGAAAGUAACGCUACUGCAUGAUGUCGAUGCCUCACGGACAGAGCUAUGAUUAUCAUCGAACCACGUUCGAUGGGGAACGCAACGAACGCUGCGGAUGCUGCGUUCGUACGAUGAAAUGGUUUCCAGUGCUGUUUAUUGCCUCUGUGAUCGGUUGGUCAUACUACGCGUUUGUGAUACAACUUUCCUUUUUUACCGUCACCAACAUUGUUCAAAGGAUAUUGUUCCUGCUCUUCUACCAUGCCGUGCUGGUUAUGUUCCUGUGGUCGUACUACCAAACAGUAUUCACCGACAUCGGUCGGGUUCCCUCCAGGUUUCACGUUCCGCGAGCAGAGCUCGACCGAAUAGUACGUGCUACGAAUGAGGUGGAGCAGAAGGAAAUACUCGAAACGUUUGCGAAAGAACUUCCGGUGGUGACGCGAACGUUAAACGCAUCCGUGCGCUUCUGCGACAAAUGCCGGCUCAUCAAACCAGAUCGGGCACAUCACUGCAGCGUGUGCGGCGUUUGUGUCCUGAAGCUGGACCACCAUUGCCCCUGGGUUAACAAUUGUAUCAACUUCACCAACUACAAGUACUUCAUUCUAUUUCUGGGCUAUGCACUGUUAUACUGUGUGUAUGUAGCAUGCAGUACCAUCCCCUAUAUGGAGCUACUGUGGACGGGAAAAAUUGAUGGUAGAUUUCAUAUUUUGUUCCUGUUUUUCGUCUCCGUUAUGUUUGCAAUCAGCUUGGUUAGCCUGUUCGGCUAUCACGUUUACCUGGUGCUUCUGAACAGGACAACAUUAGAAUCAUUUCGUACGCCAAUUUUCCGAUUCGGCGGUCCAGAUAAGAAUGGGUUCAGCUUGGGAAAGCUGAAUAAUUUUCAAGAAGUUUUUGGAGAUGAUUGGCGUCUGUGGUUCGUUCCAGUGUAUACUAGCCUUGGGGAUGGGAUAGUAUUUCCCUGCCGCGAUGUAGCACCAUAUAGCAUCGAAUUCGCCGCAUGAAGUAAUGUCCCCGUAGCGCCCCUGACCGCUAUCACCAUUGGCAGUCAAUAUUGUAACGGCGCGGUUGCAAGUAGCACCGUUCGGGUCGAUCCAAAAGCUCAAACGAUCAUAUUAGAACACCUCGACGAAACAAAGGAGGGCGGUGGGCACCGUCGCCAGGGUCAGCAACAAACUGUGGUCAUGUCGCUCAGCACAAACGGCUUGCCCACUGUAGGAAACCAAAGAGUGCUUCGUGUCCACUAAACCUUCCUGGGUAGUAGUUAGAGCUAGUGACUGGUAGAGAGCAGGGGGAGAGUAGUUAUGAAGGAUAAAGUUCUUAAAUUUUGCUCACUGGUGGGUCGUACUCAGUAACAGCACUGAAUCGCAUUGUGAGUUGCCUUAAUCUUUGAAAAACAAACAUGCUGCUUAUGGGAUUCGCAAUCCAAUGGACUUCUGUUAUUCAAUCGAAUUAGUUAUUAAGAGCCUUAGUUGUCUUAUGUCAAACGUUUCUUCCUUGCUAUUUUGUACAAGUAACGAAUGACCCUAGAGGGGAAUUGGAAUAGAAGAUUUCGUAUGUUUCUAAACAUAAGGUACAAACGACAGAAUCAAUAUGGAUAAAUAUGUAAUGAACUCUAGAAACAGUAACUGUCUUGAAAUUCGCUAAGAACAAUGGAUUCCAUUCCUCUGUUUAAUGAUACUGUUAAGUUGUUCGUAAGCAAUGCAUCGACUUAAUUAAUAUCUUACAAAAGUAUUUGAUGAAAAUGGUAUUUAUAAAAAGAAUUGGAAAUAAAUAUGUUAAAUAUAUCCUGGGAGGAAUGGGAGAGGUACUUGAUAUACAUUUUGUUUUUUUUUUUACAUUUACGUUUUAAACCAAUACAAGAUGAAACUAUUUUUUGAUAAUUUGGAAUUUGAAAUUCAAACAAAUAGCAAUAAUGUGUUGUUGUACGGUGAUGAUUUUUCAGAACAGAACGAUAAAGAAGA